Molecule: messenger RNA, 3865 nt
Organism: Oncorhynchus gorbuscha (pink salmon)
Lineage: Eukaryota; Metazoa; Chordata; Actinopteri; Salmoniformes; Salmonidae
Product: urea transporter 2-like
Exons: 10
Coding region: 292-1383 (363 amino acids)
Biological process (GO): urea transmembrane transport
Cellular component (GO): membrane
Molecular function (GO): urea transmembrane transporter activity
Source: RefSeq, a predicted model, not a curated record
GUGAGAGGGGAGUGGACAGCGAGAGGGGGAAAGAGAAUGGCAUGAGAGUGGAGAGAGAGGGAAAGCAGGGCAUAUAAUUAAAUAAGAUUCCUAGAAGAUCUGAACGGGAGAGUAGGCGACUAGUCCCUGAGCUGCUGAUUUAAACAGGACACUCAGAAGAGUAGUGGGACGCUGAGUUAAUGGAUCUUUCUUGAGGCAUUGAAUACUUACGGCGUCACUGUUCAUGGAGAUCUGGACACUUCUAUUCCUGGCUCAUAUAUCACAGCUGCCCUGCAGGAAUUGAAGCCACUAAUGAUGACCCCAGCGAUGGAGGAGGCGAGGUCUGUAGAGAAAGGGGCUACUCUUACAUCCCAUCUCUCCAGAGCACUCAAUCUGCUUACUGGGGACAUGCGUGUGUAUGGAGAAUGGAUCAAAAGGCAGAUUGUGGUGGUCCAGGUGGUGGACUGGGUCCUACGUGGGGUGGCCCAGGUCAUGUUUGUCAACAACCCCCUCAGUGGGCUGCUCAUCACGUUUGGCCUGGUGCUGCAGAACCCCUGGUGGGGCCUGAACGGACUGCUAGGAUCCCUCGCUUCCACACUGUCUGCACUCCUGAUUAGACAAAACAUUCCCAUAGUCUCCAGUGCCCUGGGCUCAGUGUUCAGCAAAUGGGACCUCCCUGUGUUCACUCUACCAUUCAACAUCCUUGUGUGUUUGCACAUGGCUGCCAUGGGGUCUAACCACCCCUACUUUCCAGAGGUGCUAGUGCAGCCAAAGUCCUCCCUACAUCUGAACACCACCUUGGCAGAACGAAGCAUACCUCAGCUCUUGAUGGCGGUGCCAGUUGGCGUGGGUCAGGUGUACGGCUGUGACUGCCCCUGGACAGGAGGAAUCUUCAUCAUAGCCCUGCUGCUUUCCUCCCCAACCAUCUGCAUGCACGCUGUACUGGGUUCUAUUGUUGGUGUAGUGUCCGGUCUUGUUCUGGCUGCUCCUCAUGAGGACAUCUACUCAGGACUGUGGGGCUACAACAGUUGUCUGUCCUGCAUCGCUAUUGGAGGGGUGUUCUAUGCACUGACAUGGCAGAGUCAUCUACUGGCUAUUACCUGUGCCUUUUUCUGUGCGUACAUGGGUUUGGCCAUUUCAAAUCUGAUGUCCAUAUUUGGGCUACCAGCAUGCACCUGGCCUUUCUGCCUGUCUGCCCUCACCUUCCUCCUCAUCACCACUGAAUCCAGAGCCAUACAAAGACUGCCUCUGUCGGCCGUGACGUACCCUGAGGAGAACAGGCGCUACAACAAAAAGGGGUCACCAGAAAAUCACCAGGAGGUUCAGCAGAACAUCAGUAAAGAGGAGAAACUGCUGGAGAAAAGAGAAGAGAUAAAGCCUCAUAUCAGCCUGUCAGUAGAGUAGUGUGUGUUCUGAGGACACGAAGUGAAUAGCCCAUCUCUCCGUGAAUGCUGGUAGCCAAUGGAAAAAUUAUAGGAAAAUGUUAGCAAAUUAUAGUAAAGUCAACGCUGGAGUUAGAGACAUUGAAAACAUAUUGGCUAGGAUAUCAAUAGCUAUUGUCUUACAGUCAAAGAAACCUCUGACUUAAUUUCAUCUUCCUCUACUGUUUUGAAAAGCAGUUUUUCUAUCCUGGAAUCCACACUGAAUAUGAUUCCGGGCUGGAGUUUCACUAUAUUCUACAAAUACUUUUGCAAUGAGCCUAAUAGUCUCUGGACUACAACAAGUUUAGCAUCCUUACAUUGGACUCAAUAUUUUUUUGUAGAAUGUAUAGUUUUGUUUUGCUAGUACACCUUUUUACGUAUGGGCUUUGAUUCAGGCUGUACCACUAAUUUGUAAUAACUUUAUUGCUCAGUAGAGGGCAGCACUCACCAAAGGAAGCCGAUGCUACUGCUGUGUCUGAAGGAGUCAUUUUUGGAAUCUCAAAAUAAGCACUGUUUAUAUGAAACACUUUCUGUUACAAGUUUACUUAUUCUAUUUAUUAGAUUAGUAGAGAGGUGAGGUGGGAUACAACCGAACAGAAAUACAUUUCUUCUCUUUGGAUGUAGAGAGGAAUUUACAGUGCAGUAGAUCAUCACAGCAGUUCAGCCAGUGAGUUGUUAAAGGGCGCUCUCAUUAAGUUCUCUUCCAGAAAAACCAGGCUAUUUUCAGACCGGUACUGUACAUCACGACCUCUCCUCGUCUGCACUCGGAGGUAGAGUCAUAUUAUUGGAGAGGACAGUGAUGGAUGUGAAGAAGACACAUUUGUGAGAGAUAUUCUCUGAAACGUGUCCACGAUCCUCUUUGUUUCACCAGUCCCCUCCCAACAUCAGGUGGGAAGUAACUGCAUAAAUUAUACUGUGUGUGUGGGUAUGUAUGUAUAUCUGUAUAUAUUUUCUCGGUGUGUCUGUGUUAAACCGUGACACACGUUCAGUGACAGUCACACUCCCAGACACGUGAGAGUAAAAGCAGACAGGAGAGAGGGAGGGUAAUAGAGCAGAAACAAGAUGAGGGGUUGGGCGAGGAUAUUGAAAAAAAAGGAUUACUCAACUAAAAAUGAACUGAAUCACGUUCUUGGUAGUCCACUUCCUCACAUCCUCCACUCUCAUUAAAACAGCUCUGGGAACUGGUCGUCACCACAGCCACAUAGUCAUAAUCAUGGCUAAACUCGCCUAUUUCUACAAUUUCUCUUCUUAAAAUCUGAUUUUAAAUCUAACCUUAACCACACUGCUAACCUGAUGCCUAACCUUAAAUUAAGACCAAAAAACUAGGCAAUUUUUUCUCAUGAAUUUUUACUACAGUGCCUUUGGAAAGUAUUCAGACCCCAUGACUGUUUCCACAUUUGGUUAAGUUACAGACAUUCUAAAAUGGAUAAAAUAUCUAUUUUUUCCUCAGCAAUCUACACACAAUACCCCAUAAUGACAAAGCCAAAAAGGUUUUUAGAAAAAACAGAAAUACAUUAUUUACAUAAGUAUUCAGACCCUUUGUGAUGAGACUUGAUAUUGAGCUCAGGUGCAUCCUGUUUCCAUUGAUCAUCCUUGUGAUGUUUCUACAACUUGGAGUCCAACGAUUUAGAAUUUGAGGCUGUGGUAACUAGUGACAACCCUGGGGACUAUUCCAAACACACCAUCACUCUAGCGAUGGGUGAUUCUGAUCGAAUUCCUCAGGGAUUCCUGCUUUAACUUCUCACACGUGUGCCAACCUCAGCGACUGAUUUAGACACAGAAAACCAGACAAACUCUCUGCACUCAAUCUACAAAUCAAAUGUAUUUUAUAAAGCCCUUUUAUUUAAAUGUUUUACAUGAACAGUUGUCACAAAGUGCUUUACAGAUUACAGGCUAGGAUAAACAAACCCAGUGACAUUAACUGAUGAACAGGUACUUCAGGAUUAGAGUUGUCUAACCCUGCUCUAUUCAGAUCAACACACUACUGAUCUACACUAAAUUACACUGUGCUCUGUAACCUUUCAGUGACUGAAUAGACUGUGACAGACAGUGUGUGAGUGGGACGAAGAGGGAUGAGGUGGGUUAAUGUCACUUACUUUGGGAAUGCACUGUCCUUUGUGAAUGCUGAGAGCACAAUGUGACUCAGCAGCACCUACUACUCCCACAUAGGGGAAGGUGGUGGACUGGACUGUGAAGGAUCGCACUUACCACACACACUGCCACACACCAUAAUCUGUUCAUCAGUCAUAGGUCAAACACUUUGAUCAGAGGAAGAAAGAUUAACUCAUGGGAUAUUGUCAUUCAUAAUCAUGCUUUCAGUUUCUCAUUAGCCAUGGGUCAUGAUAUACAGUGCCUUCAGAAAGUAUUCAGACCCCUUGAAUUUUUCCACAUUGUUACAUUACAGCCUUAUUCAAAAAUGUAUUUUACAAAUUAAAUCCUCAGCAAUCUAUACCACAUAAUGACAA